AUGGGCGCUCAGGGCCCCGGCUGCGCUCCGCCUAUGCCCGAGGGAGGCUCAGAGGACCGAGGGCCGCGGUCCGCGGCGGGCCCGAAUCAGACACCUCCGGGGCCACGUGGCCCUGAGCCACGAACGGGAGUGGGCAGGGGGGGGGCGCCGACAGGGGGCGGGCCUGGAGAGGCCCAGGGCGGGAGGUCGCCGAGACCUCCGCGCCCCUUACCCCAACCCCAAGCCCAGGCAUGCACGCCCGACCGGCCGCUCGGGGUCCCGGAAACACUCCGGGCCCCCGGGCCGGGCCAGGUUUGCUGGCCAGGGUUACUGGUGUGCGGGGACGGGGAGGAUUCGGCCGGGCUGCCGGCCCUGGCCGGCGCGCCCCGUGGAAAGGUGCGGCUGGCUGGCUCGACACGGCACAUCAGAGCGAAAAGGAGGCGCAGCGCAGGGUUUUUUAAAGGUGCCUGGCGGCAACCGCCUCCAUCUAAGAUCAUACCACCCUGA
Rangifer tarandus platyrhynchus (Svalbard reindeer) is the source of this 486-nucleotide messenger RNA. Lineage: Eukaryota; Metazoa; Chordata; Mammalia; Artiodactyla; Cervidae. The record is from the annotation of a GenBank genome assembly.